This is a messenger RNA of Apis florea (little honeybee), 550 nucleotides long. Its product is annotated as otoferlin-like. The record is from RefSeq and is a predicted model, not a curated record. NCBI's taxonomy places the organism in Eukaryota, Metazoa, Arthropoda, Insecta, Hymenoptera, Apidae.
ACGCGAAAUCGAUUCGGGAAUUGCCACCCCGACCCGAAAUGCACGGCUUCGCGCCGCCCGAUUAAUGGAAAUCGAAUAUAAUUACAGGAACCUUUUGCUGCCGGUUGGCGGCGAAUUUGUAGCCUACAGGCAGCGUGCUUUGUACAUUUUUACGAUUUAUCGGGCCGACGGUUUGCCGGACAUGAGCAGUUUCUGUAUGAAAAGUGAUUACGAGAAUAUCAACCCGUUCGUGCAGAUAUCGUUCGCUGGGAUGAAGGUUAAUCGGAUAUUAAAUCACACGUUAUAUUUAUACUUUCCCUUUUCGAGUAAACGCUAUAAUUAUCCCGUGAUUGUUGUUUUCCAGCAAACGACGAGGGAGGAGUGGCAAACUUACAGACCACACUUCAAUCAAAAGAUCAUAUUCAACGAAAUGUUUCCGUCUCUUUGUCAACGUGUCAGGAUAGCCAUUAAACAUCGCGUUAACACGUGUCGAACGUGCGUAGUCGCCUCUUACAUCCUGAAUCUGGCAAAAAUUUUCCAUUCUGGAAAGUACGGUAAAUUCGAAUGAUGA